Pyricularia grisea is the source of this 3286-nucleotide messenger RNA. RefSeq lists its product as uncharacterized. Gene Ontology annotation, cellular component: nucleus; Dbf4-dependent protein kinase complex. The transcript has 3 exons. Gene Ontology annotation, biological process: positive regulation of nuclear cell cycle DNA replication; regulation of cell cycle phase transition. Gene Ontology annotation, molecular function: nucleic acid binding; protein serine/threonine kinase activator activity; zinc ion binding. NCBI's taxonomy places the organism in Eukaryota, Fungi, Ascomycota, Sordariomycetes, Magnaporthales, Pyriculariaceae. The record is from RefSeq and is a predicted model, not a curated record. The coding region runs from base 492 to 2498 and encodes 668 amino acids.
UGACAACCCCGAUAACCCACCACCAACUUACCUGACGGGUGAAAAAGGCUUUUCAUUGUGAUUGCAUCUCACAAUUGAAACCCACCAGCUUUAUUUAUUCGCCAUUUUUCACCGUCAACAUUCGAUGCACAACGUGGCCCGACGCUGACCGUUUUACGUGUGGUUUCUUGCGGGCGUGUUUUGGUGUGGGCGUGUGUGUGGCGGCGGGUUUUCCAAGUCGCGUCUCUACACGCAGGCAACCCCCGCUCUGACCAAUACAAUUAGCUCCUAUCUGUCGGUCCAACACCACAUACAUCACGCAGCAUAUUCCAUACCACAACACUCGAGUCGGUUCUUUUUGACAAAGUCGAAUAAGUCGCUAUCGCUCCCGCGAGUCACGGGCAACCCGGAAUUCGACUUUUUUUUUUUUGUCCCAGUUCAAUUCAGUUGUCAUCCAGGCCAAAGGACAGACAGCGAGGCACAGGAUAUGCCCAGUUCGUCCUGUUGAUUUUAUGGCAACUGUAUCACUGAUCCCGUCUCCGGUGUCAUUUCACCAGACGGCCAUGUCUUCUCGGUCUAGAGUGCCUCUGUCGAGCAACCCAAAUGCCGCUAACUCGCCCAUGAGGCCCAUGGCGGUCGCACAUCCCAAACCCGUGAAACGGUCGCAUGCCAGCAACCAGCGGGAGGAGCUUUAUGGGCAGCCACCUCCAGCCAAGAAGCAGAUGAUCAGUAACCCAUCUACUUAUCGCGUGACUGCUCGCUCGCCUGUUAAGGCCAGGACUACAACGCAUACCAUCACCCAAAGUCGGGCUGUUGGUGGACACAGGGAUAGGGACGCCGCAUCACAGCAACAUGUCAAGGCACAAUUGGCAGAUGAAGAUGUCAAUGAUUUCAAAAAGUGGGCUGCAGCGCAGAAGCAGCAGUUUGUCAAGCAUGUCUUUUAUUUCGACAACCUUCCCCAGGAGGUUUUACCCAAAAUCGAGAGGCAGAUUGCGGCUUUAGGGGCUAGAGAGGACAAAUUCUUCUCAAUCAGCAUUUCCCAUGUCGUCACCACCAGGCCUAUCCCUCAGCCUCAGACCUCCCAAAAGCCCAAGCUUGACGUGAGCACGAAAACCGACCGCGACGAGCAAGAACCUCAGACGAUAAACCCGUCGCUUCUGAGCCGAAACCUGGACUCGACCUGCACUAAGCGGAAACUGUUUGACACACAUCCGGCAGGAAGAAGGCCUCCCAUACAGCUGGGAGAGGAUGUUGUGCGGAGACCCAAGGCACCUCGCCAGCAGAAUGAUAUUUUGGGACGGGCCCUGACCAUGGGCAAGAAGAUUUGGUCGCUGGAAAAGAUGCAGCGCAUUCUUGAUAUGCUCACAGAGUCAGAUCCUUACCGCGCAGCUACCCUUGGACAAGGUGGGCGUACCAUCAAGACGGUGGAGCAGAGCAACCCGUUGCAGAUGUUGAACAAGGAACGUGUCAGUGGCCCUUCGGAUCGCGACCCCACAGCAUCGACAAAGGAGAUGCAUAUAUUCAAGGGUCCGUUCAUCUAUAUCUACGAUAUAGAGCAGAAGCAGCGUCCGAUCAUGGCCCGCGAAUACGCGAAGGUUGCGGACAAGAUGAAGGGGGACUGGCCUCAGUUCCGAGCAUCAGGGAGUGGGCGUUGUCCUUUUGUUGAGGACCAUGAUCAAGAAAAACACCCGAAAAAGGAGCGAGAGGUUACUCGACAGGCAGCUGUGAAUGCAGCCGUGGGCUCUGCCCCGAAGCUUCAACCACCUACACAGAUCUCGCGUCCAAAACCCAUUACUGGAAAGAGACCAUUGGCAGAAAUGAGUGAAGUCUCGACCAAUCGUAUUCUAUUUCCAUCCAAAACAACGACGGGCGGGAAUGCUCUCAUGGAUUCUGCGCAAGGCUCCAAGUUAUCCAAAGAGGAUGCUCUGUCGAACGCCUUCAUUAGCACCAACCGCUCGAGACCUGCGCGAAUUUUUGCAGGGGAACCAGUUGCUUCCGGGCUCCAGGCUUCCAACAUAACAUCCGCUAUCCGGUCCCAGAUGAUAUCAUCGACCACGGGAACUAUUGCUAGUAACAAGUCGGGCGUGAGCAAGGAGGUUCUGGGUCUGCAGCGCAAGGUCCUGGCCAAGAGUGGAUCUAUCUCUCAGGAUCCUAGCUCUCGUCGUCAUGCCGAAAUGAGUGUGGACAGCGGCCCUCUCAGUCGUUCGACCAGCUUAGGCAACCCUCGGCUCAUUUUCGAGGGUGAGGAGACUCAGCAUCGACGGACCCAUAGCGUUCCCUCAAAGCUCCAGCCAAAGCCCAAGAAGCGUGAUCCGAAACCUGGAUACUGCGAGAACUGCCAGGACAAAUUUGCAGACUUUGAAGAGCAUAUCCAAUCACGCACUCACCGGAAAUUCGCCGAGAAUGAUGAAAACUGGGAAGAUCUUGAUCGUCUCCUCCAGCAGCUCGAGCGCCAGCCUCUUCCUCAUCAUCACUUGUACAGCGACGAGACCGUCGAGCAGAACUACGACCAGUACUGAUGACGAGGGAUUUUCACUCGGAGGACUCGGUCACCAGACCAGAGUCUUCAUAUAUUAGUCUAGUUUGGUGGCCUGCAAGGCCUGUUCAUGCCACCUCAAACUACUGCUUUAGCGGCUAGUAACACUCCAGUUAUGAAUCCAACAGAAGCUGUUCAGUCACUUGUCUCCUUUCGCCAGUUGCCACUUUCGGAAAUACCCUCGCGCGAUUUCGACUUAUUGCCAACCAAACAAAAUAACCGUUUCACUACUGCUGUUUUCUUGGGCUUUUCGGUUGCCUCCUUAUGCUUUCCAAGCCUUUGACUUUUGAUUUAACACUUGGUAUUUUAUAUUUUUUUUGCCAACACUCAACGCAACGCAUGGCGUCUUUUACUCAUACUUAUGCAUUGUCGGCGGGAAUUGUUUAUUCUUCCACUCUUUGUUUUGGGCGCAAGCGUUUUAAAACCACUCUUAAUACUUUUCAGAAGCACAUAUAUGGACAGCCUCUGUCCCUUUGUCAGUCCAGACCUACCUCAGUAGAUCACCACUCUUCUCGAUUGGGAUAGCAAACAAGCUUACCCCUCGGGUCAAAUGGAAUCCAAAAUUCUGGCUUCAAGAAGAUUCGCAUAGCAGUUGGGAGGUGCAUUAUAUUGGAAGCUUGCUCUGAUGCCUUGGUCGAAGAAUAUGUUCGUCAGAGCCUAUGGCUCCCUCAUGGUCUGUGGGUGAUGAAGGAAGAAAGAUCGCGGGAUGGAUAUAUAUCAUAGGCUCAUAGUAACUUGUAUGAUGUAGAAUUAUCAAUGGAGAAUCCUGAU